Molecule: messenger RNA, 3474 nt
Organism: Exserohilum turcica Et28A
Lineage: Eukaryota; Fungi; Ascomycota; Dothideomycetes; Pleosporales; Pleosporaceae
Exons: 3
Coding region: 1-3474 (1157 amino acids)
Biological process (GO): maturation of 5.8S rRNA from tricistronic rRNA transcript (SSU-rRNA, 5.8S rRNA, LSU-rRNA); maturation of LSU-rRNA from tricistronic rRNA transcript (SSU-rRNA, 5.8S rRNA, LSU-rRNA)
Cellular component (GO): nucleolus
Source: RefSeq, a predicted model, not a curated record
AUGGGGAAGAGGUCCGCGUACGACGCCCAUGCCAAAGGCGCGCAUGCUGAUCGCGACAACAAGCGCCAGAGGACCGACGCCCACCACGAGCGCAAUUCACCCCGCCCACACGGCAAUGCCGACGACGUCACCGCUGCACGCGACUUGCAGAAUGCUCUGUUCUUCGACCAGAGCUCCCACGCCAGCUUUCGAAGCGGCCUAAGCUUGUUCAAGCGUUUCCUCGACUCCAUCCUCUACCCGGCCGACGAGCACCAUCUGCCACGCAAGCGAGCUAUCCUCCGCGAGUAUCUGGAUACACAAAAGGGAAGAGGACGGGAUGAAAAGGACAAGACAUUUCUGCAGAAUCUCACACAGGCAUGGGACUAUGCCGUUGAAACCAACAAUAGCGCCAUUGUUUCCCAGGUCACGGCGGUGCUGGCGCUCUUGUUCAAGGUCUUUGCCAGCCACGCCGAUUUCCUAGAGUACGGCACCCUCUUGGCCAAAACACUGUUGCAGCCGUCCAUUACUCGCCGCUUCGUACGGAGUACCUCGGCCGCGGCCAAGGAAGAGAACGUCAUUGCGCCCGCGCUGCGCUUGCUUACCGAGCUCACACGCUUCAACCAAGGCGCACAUGCAAGGGCCGUCUACGCAAAACGAGACUUUACCCUCGAGCCCAAGAUCCUCGGGCGAAACAUCAACCUGACCAGAGAGCAAUCGGCGGCCGACCAUGUCAAGAAACCAAGCAUCCGAACCACGGCCGUCAGGUACCUCUUGACGCAUUUGCGAUACCAGGAUGAACGCGCCAAAAGCGAGAUCCUGUCUCACACCAACGUUGUUCGCACUGUGUUCGAUCACAUUCGUACAGAUCCGCCUUUCUUGAUAUACGAAAUACUGGAUGUAUUCAAGAGUCAUGUUUUCCAGGACAAGGCUAUUGCCCGGCACACGAAAAACAAAAUCUUGAAUGGCAAGGUACUUUCGCGGAUAGCGAGCUUGUACAGCUAUGAAGUAGAAGAGGGCUCGCUUUCUGAAGGACAAAAAGCGCCGGAUCAGCUCGCUCAUGAGUUCUUGCGUCUGGUGUGCACGGAUCCCGCAUACGGUGUGAUGCUGCCUACGCAGGGCUUUUACCCAUCUACAUUCGACGACGACGAGGGCGAGCAGGACGAUGCAGCUGACUACGGCAAUGACCUUGGCCUCGAAUCGGUUGACAGCUACAGCAAGAUAACAAAAGUGCGCAACAUCAUUCUCUCAGAGUUCAUCCAAAACCAAAGACCAUACGCGAAUACGCUGCAUCAGGAGCUUGUUGUGGACAUUUUCCGAGCUUGCCCGGAGCUCAUUGCAGACUACUUUGUCAAGCGACGCGACUUCAGCUACGACCCCAAACUCACGUCAACAUGGAUAGGCUAUUCGGCAUUCCUGUACCAGACCAUCCAGCUGCCAGUCCCGAAAUACUUUGGUGCCAAGAAAAAUUACCGCGACCACCCUCCGCCGGUUCCUGUGCUGAUGAACAGCAUCUUGCCCCAGCCUUUGAAUCAGCAAGUGCUCACCAAGUGCCUGAAUCACAGCUCGGAUCUCGUACAAUUAUUCGCUAUACGCGUCUUGAUAGCAGCACUCCAAAAGCUGCGAAGCGUCCUCCAAGAGUUCAGCAAUGCCAGCGCUGUCAGGUCGUCCAAGCAGUGGGAGCAUGCAUCUAAACGAUUGAUAUCAGAGGUUAGCCGGCGUUGCCCAGCGAUACGGACCGUCUUUUUGGCGCUCAAGAAACCGGGGCUGAAGGACAUGAAGCGAGAGUCAAUUACGAGGUUGCUGCGGCUCUACUACGAGGUCACGCCCCAAGUCGCGCUUCAAGAGAAGUUUGAUGUGUCACUGCCCCUUUGUAACGCAUUGGUAGAGGCUGAAAAGUCCACGGCAUCUCCCGAGGACAAGGUCUUCCGUGUCAUGGAGCUUGAACACUGGAUACAGAUGGCACGGCUUUCGCCAGCAAUGCGUUGGUGGCAGAAACAGAAGAGUGAGCUCUAUGCAGGUAUCCGGUCUCUGCUGAGUGACAUCUUGCAAGAUCAAGAGAUGCUGCAAACCAAAACUUCACCUGAUGCGCUCGAUGCGCUCAUUGCAAGCUUGGGGUCGACAUCAGGGUCAAGUACACCUUCGACCGAGGUGCUUGACUUUGUGGAUGACUGCUGUGCGCGCUUCACAAAGGUGCCUAUCAAGUACUUUGAUGACCUGGAUGCCAUGUGCACGCGCAAUGGGCAGUCUGCGAGUGAGAUUGGACCGUUUAGCAAUUUGCUGAUGACUCUAGUGGAGCAGUGGCCGUUCAAGGGCGGAGAGACGGCAACGAGCAAUGCUGCCGAUGCGCUUGCACAGUGGUUAUCGCGACUUCUCUAUCUCCUCAAGCUGAUUGGCGAGGACGAGAAGAUGCUGGGUCACGUGCGCGACGCCCUGAUGGAAUCGGCCAGUGCAGCAUACAAAGGGGUGCUCAAGGAUGCUUUCCUGUGGAAGAUGGGCAAGGAAAAGGCCAAAGAAUCACUCAAGUUGGCAACCGGUGCAGACUUUAGUGGCUCAGAACGCUCGUCGACGUCGCCAGUGCCGGUACCAGCGCAGCAGGCUGAACAUCAAACUAAGACGAGGUUUGCAGUUGACCUGGAGCCGCCGCCGACUGAGGAUGAGAAACAUAUGGGGCUGACGCGUUGGAGGAAGAAGGACCUUGGUGAAGCGGUGGAAGAUGGGGACGUUGGAGAGCUCAUACUCUGUCUUUGCUCUGAGCAUGCCGAGAUCCGCAGACAAGCCAUCAACAAUAUCCGGCAGCUUACAGCAACGAUCAAGGUCGGUAGUCGAGGGGAUGUGGCCGAAGGUCAGGUUGGAAGCAGCAUAGACUUUGACCUUCAGCAACUCUACCUCCUUCUUGGUGAGCUACUGGAGUCCAUCGACACUACUGGCGCGGAAGCCUUUCCCUAUGUUGGCGGCAUACUGGCUGCACGCUGCGCGAGCAUCGUGGCAGACCCGACUCACUCGCUCUUCAGCACAGUCAACCGAUUCCUCACUGCCUCUCCAGCAUGGGAUGUCAAUUCUCUCUUGCGCUUCUUCUGGCACCGCAUCGUGGCCAGCCAGCCUGACGACGAUACUACCUAUCACAAGGAGGUGGAUUGGUACCUGGACUACUUGAUGGACAGCCUGCGGACGCCGGCAGACAUGGAGCUGUUCAGGCGGAGCAACGUAUUCGAGCAACUACUCAGCCACUAUGCAUCUCGGUCAUGCUCGGCAUCCGCCAAGGACAAGACGGUCAAGCUCCUGUUGCGAGCGACACACGUAGGCGGAAGCACGACUCUGAUCACGAGGUGCGGGCUGAUUCCUUGGAUCGAAAUGAUGCUCGACGGCCAUGACGCUCGACAGAAUGCUCUGAGGGUAUUGGCGGCACGCGUCUACGAGACGUGCGACCAAGACAAGGUGGCGAUGUGGAGCAGCGGUAGUUUGUCUCGGAAGAUAAGCACUCUCACGAAAGUAUAA